This is a messenger RNA of Magnolia sinica, 2334 nucleotides long. RefSeq names its product interactor of constitutive active ROPs 1-like. The transcript has 3 exons. The record is from RefSeq and is a predicted model, not a curated record. Bases 939 to 2087 code for a protein of 382 amino acids. Lineage: Eukaryota; Viridiplantae; Streptophyta; Magnoliopsida; Magnoliales; Magnoliaceae.
UAAUACUUCGAAUUGCGGAGGCUUUAGCAACUGACAUCCAGUUUGUAGCAGUCCCAAGACUCCUACUGAGCAGCUUACUUGGGGCUAGGAGUUUAUAUAUCCACCUUGCUUCUACAUGUGUUGGCCAUCUGAUUAGUGGAUCGACUGACUUCUGGGCCUGGGCAUGUUCAUGGUGGCGCCCACCCAAUGAGUGGUACAGAUCUCACAUGCCUGUUCAUGGUGGCCUGGGCGCGUGUGCUACAAAUUGCCUCCUCAAGUCUCAUUGGAGUGUUUUGUCACAGUUCAUUUCUGAAUUUAACUUAUUGCGACCAUGCAACUUCAAUGCGUGCUCCUUUCUAAUAUUGUAGGAAUUAAGACAGUAUGUUGCAUGCCUACAUCCCUCCAGAAUGUCCAAAUUGUUUGCCCCUACUUGUGGAGCAUGGUCCAAAUUUUUUCUUGAUCAGAUGAUCCUACCCAUGUGAUUGAGGUCCGUCACAUGAGUAGCUUGAAAACAGGAGUUCUAAUUCAACAGUCAAGAUUAAAUGGCUAGGAAUCAGUUUGGUGUGAUCUUUGGGCCAUGUACCAUCUGUGAGGGGGUCAAGCAUUGGAUUGAUUUUUGAGCAUAUAUGCUAGUUCUUUUUCUUUGUAAUUUUCUUCUAUCACAGAUGUCCGCAGUGCAAUAGUUUCUGAUCAGAUGAUCCUACCCAUAUGAUUGAGGUCCAUCAAAUGGAUGGCUUAAAAGCAUAAAUUUUAUUUCAACAGGCAAGAUUAAAUGGCUUGAAUCAGUUCAUAUACCAUCUGCAAUGGGGCCAAGAAUUGGAUUGAUUUCUUAGCAUUAUGCUCAUCCUUUUUCUUUUUAAUUUUCUUCUACUACUAAUGUCCUCAGUGCAAAAGUUUCUGCUUCCAGGUGGACGGGAAAAUCCUGAUUAAAGAAAAACUUCCAAGUGUGAGAACCAAAAAUGCCGAGAUCAAGGGGGUCAGAAAUCCCAGAAAGGCGUUCUCCUCGUGUGCCUCUUCAGCUGAGGACUUCCAGCUCGGAAUCUGAUGGAGUGCACUCCAGCAUGACCAACCGCCCUACAGUUGAUAGGAGUCCCAAGCUCAGUAGUGAUCGGCGUUCUCCACGAAAUCCAAUUGCUGAGAAGAAACGUGGGACCCGCAUCUCUGAUUUAGAAACCCAGUUGGGCCAAGCACAAGAAGAACUCAAGAAACUGAAGGAGCAGCUGGCUUCUUCAGAAGCUGCAAAGAAAGAAGUUCAAGAAGAGCUUGAGAAUACAAAGAAACAGAUCCCUGCUGAAGAUCCUCCACAAACCGAUGAAACUCCACAAAUCCAUGAAACCCAAGAGAAAAAGAGCAUUGACAUCGCCCUUGCAAAAUCAUGUGAAGAAGAGAAUGCAUUCGACGAGAACUCUCCAGAAACUGAUGUCUUUGAGGUUCCAGCAGUGCCAGGGCCAGUAUCAGUGGAGCCUAAUAUCGAGGUGGGCCACACACCUGAGCAAGAAGAUUAUGAAACCAAACCAACUGAAGAAUGCUCAGAAGCACUACUAGCUGAGAUGGAGAAGCCGGUGGAUUCACCUGAGAGUGCCGAGAUAGCCAAACUGAAUGUUAAGUUGGCAGAGAAAGAUGAGGAGCUGGAGAGCUUCUGUGCGGAGAAUGAUGAGCUGAAAAGGCAGGUGUCUGAGGCAGCAGCAGAGGCAUCUGUGGCUCGGGCAAAGGAAGAGGAAGCGGCUUUGAAGCUUACUCACAUGGGAAUGGAGCUGGAAGAGAGCAAGGCCCGCAUGGCCCAGUUGACAGAGGAGUUGAAAACUGUGGAAGGAGCGAAGCUCGCACUGGAAACUGAGAUGAAGAAACUGAGGGUGCAGACGGAGCAAUGGAGGAAGGCAGCAGAUGCAGCUGCAGCAGUGUUGGCUGGGGGAGCAGAUAUGAAUGGUAGGGUGGCUGAGAGGUGCAGCUCCAUGGACAAGCACCUCGGUGGGUAUGACCCAGUUGGCUAUACUGGAUUCGGUUCACCGAUGGCUGAUGACUCGGAUGAUGGGUUGGGAGGAGGGAAGAGAAAGGGGUCAGGUAUUCGAAUGUUUGGGGAUUUGUGGAAAAAGAAGGGGCACAAGUAGGGGAUAUGAGAAUCUGUUAUAUUUCUUUUUUCUCAUAUGUAUGAGGACUGUUUUAAGUGUUUUCCUCCUCCUUUCCUUUUCUUGUUGCUGUGACAUGGAUAGCUGUCUACAGGCCAUGGAUCUUGUUGUGUUUUGGCAGGCAAUCAAGGUUGCAGUGAGAGAGGAGGGUUGGCAUUAUCUCAUAAAUUUAGAUAUCUACAGGUCGUGUCUGGAUGCACAACUGAAUUGAAAUUGUGAUUUUGCAACA